AUGGAAAUCGAUGUGCAAUACCUCAUUCGCGCACUCGCGUAUUUCACAAAAAAUGACGACGGAGAACUGUGCGAAGAGGACGUUAACGCAAUUUUUAACAAAAUCCUUUCGCAAAAUUUGAGCCAUGAAAGUGUGCGUGAGUUGAUAAAAAAUGUGAAAGAAAGCAUACAGUGGAAUAGGCCCAAUUACGUGGAGAAUUUCGUGUUGACACCCUCCAUUUUGCAUAUACUCAUAAACAGACAAUUAAAGAAGUAUGACUUGCAGACCAUUUUUAAGGACCUGUUCAGUUACAUCGAGUCCAACGGAAAAAUUGGAAAAACUGAGUUAGGGAAGUUCAUAGACCUGUGCAAAAGAAACACCACCGCAGAGGACUCAUCAUUGAGCUUGAGUAAAUUCAAUUUUGGAGUGGCCAAUUCGGGUGAAGCCGUUGACUACAACACGUUUCUCGGUUUGAUGGAAAAGCGAUUUUUCACAGGCCACGUUCGGGACAGUCCCGUUAUACAAUUUGACCUUUUGCACACAAACAAACGAAUGCGGCAUGGGUUUCUACCACCCUCGAUGUAUUUCAUCCUGUUAAAAUAA
Molecule: messenger RNA, 582 nt
Organism: Plasmodium cynomolgi strain B
Lineage: Eukaryota; Apicomplexa; Aconoidasida; Haemosporida; Plasmodiidae
Exons: 3
Coding region: 1-582 (193 amino acids)
Source: RefSeq, a predicted model, not a curated record